Fusarium redolens is the source of this 780-nucleotide messenger RNA. RefSeq lists its product as uncharacterized. NCBI's taxonomy places the organism in Eukaryota, Fungi, Ascomycota, Sordariomycetes, Hypocreales, Nectriaceae. The transcript has 2 exons. The coding region runs from base 1 to 780 and encodes 259 amino acids. The record is from RefSeq and is a predicted model, not a curated record.
AUGGCUACCGUCGCUGAAAUGAUUAAGGGUUUGUGGAAGCCACCUCGUGUCCCCAGUAUCCGACUUGAGAAAGACCGAUUAGAUCGGACGCUUCCUGAGAACUUCAUAUAUUACAAGUAUUGGGGCUUUAAUAUAUACCGUACUUACUACGGUGAAGGGUCUGAUAAGUAUUGGGCUAUGCUCCUGGAUGCGUUAAAACGACAGACCUACCUUGCGCUUCGGUACUACAAACAGGAUUGCGAGUACGAGAAUAAUACCAAGAGGUGUAGGUAUAGUAUCUAUCAACAUGCCAACAAAGAGGAGUAUAUGGAGGACCCGGAACGAUUGCGGAAGCUGUUUCAUCUUGAGCUUCGUGAAGACCCGCAACUUGACGGUCUUAAUAUACACCAAGUUCGGAAGAUAUGCGCUGAGGAGCACAAUCAAGGGAAGACAAUAACAGCGGGAGCGCGGGUUCACUAUGUUCUUGUUGCAGACAAAGCUGAUAGGUCUAAGAAUCGGGGCUGGAUGAGGAUUCUGACCGGGUACUUGCUGGAGCUUUGGCAAUCACUUGUGAUGUCCAAUAAUAUCGAUCAGGAUACUGUUUGGUUCCUCGGGCCUGAGGAAGACCUCGAAAAAUACAUCUGGCCCGGGGAAUACUCACUGUCACAAACUGGUUGUUGUUCUGAAGUACGAUCUGGACUCUAUCAUUACAGUGGUCAAGCCCUUUGGCACAAGAGUGAAGAGAUUCGGGAGGCCCGCGCGGCGUGGAGGCGGGAGCAAUCAAGAACAACAAAGACGUAG